CGUUUCCCUCGUGCAGCGACUCGGACUCGCGCAACGUGCAGCACAGCUAGUGCCAGCGCAGUCACGCAGUGCACUACCGUAGCUAGCGCACGUUCGUCGCCGUGGGGCUUCGUAAUGACCCUCGGUGCUUGGCUGCCAGCUCCAAAAGAGACACGUUGCGAAGCAUAGAAAGGAGACGCAAUAUUGUACAUCGAUUUUGUUCAUAGAGCCAGAGUACCUUAUGCGUUCCCAUCGCAGGAUGGCACAGCCAGGCGGUGGACGUGCUCAAGGAACGAUGGUGGUGCAAAGUAUCAUGUCGCUCGCCUGCCUUUGUUUGUGCACUAGUUUGAGCAAUGCGACGUAUGUGGCCAUUAACUCCGGGGGCCCAGCGUAUCAGCAGAACACUAGCGCUACGUUUGGAGUUGCCCCACCUCCCCUGGCCAAUAGCACCCUGCCUGGCAGCCUGGUGUUCCAGGCGGACCACUUCUUCACGGGGGUGAACACACAGGUGAACAACUACAGUGCGCAGGCGGUGGCCAAUACCUCAGACCCUACGGUGUUUUGGUCUGACAGGGAGGGCACCGUGGUGUUGUACGCUGUGAACGUGCCUGCCGGCAUCUACAGCGUGUCCCUCUACUUUGCGGAGCUGGACCCAGCAUUCCAGGGGAGCGGCCUGCGCACCUUUGAUGUUCUGCUGCAGGGACAGCUGGCACUUCCCUGCUUUGACAUCUUCAACGUCAGCGGUGGGCCCCGCGCGGCGUAUGUGGCCACGCUGGCGGCCAUAGUGGACACGACGCAGCUGCUCACUGUGGAGCUGCGGGCCAUUACGGGCCUGGCAAAGCUGAAUGCUCUGCUGGUCAACAACGGGAGUGCCGCGGCCAACCUGCGGGGAGUGGACGCCCUGCCUGCGCAUCCCAGGUCCUUCGCCAUCAAUGCGGGCGGGGGUGCGGUUGGCAAUGAGACGGGGCCCGGGCUGUUUUUGGCAGACGCGUACUAUGUGGGGGGCCAAGCGGUGAACGUGAGCGGGGUGGAAGGAGCGGGGGCUGUGGCCACAGUCUUUGGAACUGCUAGAGCAGGCCCCUUCUUCCAAUACUUCCUCAACCUGCCCGCUGGCGACUAUGCUGUGAGCCUGUACUUUGCGGACACCAACUCGACCGCAGCCGGCCAGCGCCUCACGGACGUCUUCUUCGACAGCGUCAAAGUCGUCACUGCUCUCGACGUCUACAACACCAGCGGCAGCAACGCGCUCGUCCUGACAAAGGCUGCCACUGUCGUGUCGGGGCUGCUUACCGUGUCUUUUGUGGGCCUCAACAACACGGCUGCCGCCGUGGCCGCCAUCAAGGUCGCACCAAUCAACGUCAACGCAACAAUACCCGCCCUCGCCAUUGACAUCGGGUCACCUGUCGCCACGCUGUCCGAGACGGGCGUCCUGUAUCAGCCCGACAACAGCUCGUACUACAGCCCCGGGGCCGGCGGCAACGUGACGACUGCUGCUCCCGGUGUCAACAUCACGCUGGGCGGGCUGCCGGUCAACGGCUCCUUUUACUCGCCGGCGCUAUUCCGGACCGCGCGCGUGGGCGCCCUCAACCUCACCAUCCCGCUGCCCAACGGAGACUAUCUGGUCGACCUCGAGUUUGCUGACGUCACUGGCACGUCAGCGGUGCCGCGGGUGUUCAGCGUGGUCGUCAACGGCCAGGUGGCGUUGCCCAGCCUGGCCCUGGGCGGGACCGCAACGUCUAACAGCACUGCGGCGGCAGUCGUGGAGGAUUCGUUCACAGGCAACGGAACAAGUGCAGGAACGGUGGUCAAGGUCCAGGUCCCCGCCAACGUCACGCUCGGCAACCUGAGCCUGGCGCUGCUCCCCGUCAGCGGCGGCCCGCCCCUGCUCAGCGCGCUCUACGUGCACCCCGACAUCCCCAACCGCGCCUACGUCACCCCGCUGCCGCUCCUGCCCGCCGCCGCGCCCAGCCCCGCCAACCUUACCCCCACCCCAACCCCCACUCCGACACCGACGCCCACUCCGACACCGACGCCCACUCCCACUCCCACUCCCACACCCACCCCCACGCCGACGCCCACAAAGAGCAACAGCGUGGUGUGUCGGGGCUCUGGUCGGCCUUUCCAACCGGCGCCCUCGAGGCGUCUCUGCAGAGGUACUGACGGGCCUCUUGCUCAGUGUCAAGGGCUCGUGCACCGUUCCAGGGCGGCAGCCUUACGAUCGGCGUUCUCUGAACCCUUCGGUCCCCCCCAAACAGCGCCUGCCCCCGCGCCCGCCACCCCGACCCCGACUCCGACCAGCACUCCCCCAGCACCAGCUCCGUCACCCGCUCCUUCGUCCGCGCCUGCUCCCUCGCCCGCCCCCGCUUCGACCUCCCCUCCGCCGGCAGCCGCCAGUGGCCCCACCACCAAUGCUGCCGGGGUCUGUGCCAGCAACGGGGGCCUCCAAGGAAUCGACUGCUCCGGUGGCUGCUCCACAUACAGUGCGUCCAACUCGGUGGCGGUCAACUGCGGCGGCAACAGCUACCAGUCGACGUGCGGCGUGCAGUUUCUGGCGGACGAGACGGCGUGCGACCCGGGUGACGUCAUCCCGGCCGGGUCGCCCUACUGCCGCACCAACAUCAAGGGGCCCGAGUUCGGCUACUUCUACCCCACCGACCGCACCGUCGCCGGCACCGCCGACUCCACCAUCUUCCAGAGCGAGCGCAUCGGUUUCAACACGUACAAGUUCCGCGUGGACAACGGGGUGUACUCGGUGGCGGUGUACCUCGCGGAGAUCUCGAGCGACGACCCGUCCAUCAACGUCAACGCGGAGGGCCUGCGCCGCUUCACGCUCAUCUUCAACGACGAACCCAACUCGCCGCUCCAGAACCUGGACCCCUUCAAACUGGCUGGGGAUCGAAAGUUCGUAGCAUGCCCUGUGCAAACGGCGCAAAUCACUGUAACCAGCGGAGUACUGAAGAUGCAACUCUUCCCCACCGGAAUACGAGAUGCACCAGCUAUCAAGGGUGUUUGGGUCCACAAGAUCGGGUAGUACUACCGGGGUGUUUGAGGUCUUGUACCAUUUGAGCUUUGAGUCUAAUUUAUUCAGUGACUAAAUGAUGGGCGUAUGAAGAAGUGAGCUUUUGACCAGUUGCAAACGAAGUUGAUUGAGUAUAUUUCAGUAAUCUUAUGAGGGAGUUCGUAAUGAGACGGCUUCCGUCACUGUAGCAAUGUUUCGUUGAGUUAGCUAGCCUGAGAUCCGGUGUGUGUGCUUUAGUAGUGCGCUUGUGUGUCCCUACUUUGAUGGGAGUAAGUUAGACGACAGCUUUCCAUAUAGAAGAAGCCUGUGCAGCGUUUGCUUGUGAGAAACUCUUAAAUAACUGCCUGCCCUCAAUGUCGCAUGUCAAGAUACAAACACACACCGUUUGUAACGCAGAUUUUGCAUCGUAAUGCAGAUUACGCAAGAGUCAAUGUAACUUGGCCUGAAAACACUGUGAUUGGACAGCUUGAGUAAGCUGGUAGGUGUCGAAUCAAUCACUGACUGAAUCGACUUGCA
Messenger RNA from Klebsormidium nitens, 3514 nucleotides. NCBI's taxonomy places the organism in Eukaryota, Viridiplantae, Streptophyta, Klebsormidiophyceae, Klebsormidiales, Klebsormidiaceae. The record is from the annotation of a GenBank genome assembly.